Zootoca vivipara (common lizard) is the source of this 1341-nucleotide messenger RNA. Its product is annotated as veficolin-1. NCBI's taxonomy places the organism in Eukaryota, Metazoa, Chordata, Lepidosauria, Squamata, Lacertidae. Gene Ontology annotation, biological process: complement activation, lectin pathway. The record is from RefSeq and is a predicted model, not a curated record. Gene Ontology annotation, molecular function: signaling receptor binding; carbohydrate derivative binding; antigen binding.
GCAAAGCCCUUUCCCCAGGCAAGAAUUUCCUCAUUCCUGUUUACAGAACAGUUUGGGAUUGCCAUAUAUAAAAGCCCCACCACUGCCACUUGCCUCUGGUUCAGAGAAAGACACCCAGAAGAGCAUCCAAGAAAGUUUUGCAAGAAAAGAUGACAGCCUUGACUGGUUUCCGCCUGGCUCUGACUCUCUUGGUGGUUGUGUCUGUGGAGGAGAGAGGAAGCUUUGGACAGGAGGCAGAAACCAGCUGUUGUGAAAAGCUGAAGGGCCUAUCACAUUGUGGAGCUGGCGGGAUCUUUUUCCAGGGUCAGCCAGGGAUACCAGGAAUACCAGGGGUGCCCGGAACAAGCGGAUCACUUGGGCCUAAGGGUGACCCAGGCCCUCAGGGUCCUCAAGGUGAGAAAGGUGUUUCUGGGACACCUGGAAAAGCUGGACCCAAGGGAGACAAAGGAGACAAAGGAGAAGACUGCAGCUUGGACACUUCUGCUGGUUGUCGGCCACAAGAGGCUGGAGCCAAAGAUUGCAAAGAACUUCUGCAACGUGGAGAGACCCUGAGUGGCUGGUACACCAUCUAUCCUGCCACAGGGAAAGCAAUGGUGGUCUUCUGUGACAUGGAGACGGACGGAGGAGGCUGGCUGGUCUUCCAGAGGCGACAGGAUGGGUCGGAGGAUUUCUACCGUAACUGGGAGUCCUACAGGAAAGGGUUUGGGAGCCACGCCUCAGAGUUCUGGUUGGGCAAUGAUAAAAUCCACCUUCUUACAAGCUCUGAAGUACAACAAUUGCGAAUUGACGUGAAGGACUUCAAUGACACUAGAACUUAUGCUACAUAUACCAGCUUCAAAGUCUUGAGUGAGAGGGAAAACUACACACUGGAAGUGGGCUCCUAUUUAGACGGCAACAUGGGUGAUUCUUUCUCAGGACACAGGGGCAUGGCCUUCUCCACCCGAGACAAGGACAACGAUAUCAAUGAAAGUGGCAGCUGCGCUGUGGCCUACAAGGGGGGCUGGUGGUACGGUGUUUGUCACACUUCCAACUUGAAUGGCCUGUACCUCAAAGGCAAACAUUCUUCUUAUGCUAACGGCAUUAACUGGAAUACUGGGCAGGGGCAUCAUUAUUCUUACAAAUAUGCAGACAUGAAAAUUAGGCCUCAAUAGGUGAAGUGUCCACCUGUUCGGGAACUUGCUUCAGCAUUCCAUGCCUGGCAGGGCAAUCUCUGAAUGCGGAAUCAUCUGCUUUUAAAAUAGAAUACACACAGAGGCCCUCCUUAGAGCACAGGGCACUGCAGUGGCCUGAACAAGAAGAGGCCAGUCUGAUGUGGCACCUGGUUGUCACUUGCAUGAAUGG